Xyrichtys novacula (pearly razorfish) is the source of this 18161-nucleotide messenger RNA. NCBI's taxonomy places the organism in Eukaryota, Metazoa, Chordata, Actinopteri, Labriformes, Labridae. The record is from the annotation of a GenBank genome assembly.
ACUCCUGACACAGACGCAGAGAAGACCUGAAUGCUCUCACUGCUGUAUCUUCACGCGUCCUGGCAUCGGUAUUGGACUGGCAAUGCGCCUCCAGUCGGCCACCUAAACUUACCGCCGCCUCACUGCUUGUUUGGGCGCGUCCCGGGCGGCGGCGACGACGACCUCACUGUGGAUGCGUGAGAGACUCCGAGCAGGAGCAGGAGCAGCAGUGUCCACGAUGGCUUCAGAUGAUGAGAGGAACAGACAGCGUUUGAAACAGCUUCUGGAGAAACCCGGGAAUGGGAAGUGUGCGGACUGUGGAGCUCCAGGUAGGCAGGCAGGAGGAGGAGAGGCUCACCGGCUGAUGCUGACCUUUUCCUCUCUGUAUCCUUCUCUUCUUUACUCUGCUGUAAACAAAUAAGUGUGUAUCAACAUUUCACAGCCGGUCUUUUAUCUGCUUGUGUUAAGUUCCUCUUAACAGACAGUCACGCUGUGAUCCAGACUUGGAUAUUGAUAUCAUAAAACCCUACAAUAAACCUUCUCGGGACUUAGAUAACAAAACUCAGAUCUCAUAAGACUCCUUUUAAAAUGACAGGUCACCUUUUAAAACAGUUUAAAGCAGUUUUCAUACCCGUAUUAAUAUGGACUUUUAUUGAUAUAGACUCAGAGCUGAGUCUGUUUUAAAUAGUCUUAAUAAAAUCUUUAAUCUGAAGUGUUUCCUCAUCAUUGUCAGCAGUGUUUCAGGUUGUUUUAGAGGCUAUAAAUAAAUUGUUUUUUGUACGCUUACAUGCUUUGGCAACACCCUGAUUACAACACCUAGUAACUUGGCACUCGACUCAAUAUCUGCGGCUCAUGUGCAUACCACAGGUGCACAACUUCUUUACACUUGAGCCAACAGGUGUGGGUGAUCGACUAUAUCCCAAUAUGGGCAAAGUAAGGGUUUUAAAAGUAUGUUUCUGCCUUAUUAUUAUGUAUUAUUAGCCUCAUUAAAGCAAUAACAAUAAGUGUUAAAAUUCUUAUUAUUUUCCUAAUUGUAUAUUUCAUCGUUAAAUCAUCUGGUAAUGAGUUUUUUUAAUCAGAUUUUUAAGUGAAAGAGUCUUACAACUUUCCAAAAACUUUACAUCUUUUAACAUCUGUUUGAAUUACAUCUUGGAUGAUGUUAUUUUAAUUGCUUUAUGAGGCUGAUAUGACUAUAAUUAUAGUCAUCAUAAUACUGUACAGGUGAACUACAAUGAUUUUAGUUGACACACAUCAUUUCCUUUCCAUGCUUUGUGUCUCAGAGACUCGUGCAUCUCAUCUUCUGUGAGAGAAACGUCUCUGUAAGACAGAUAAGUCGCAACCACAACAAGCUGCAGACAAUAGAGGAGUGGUUAACUUCACACCAGCCUCUUUCUUCUUCUGCAUGUGUGCAGCACUACGUUGAAGCUCGAGGAAGUAACAGAGUAUUUUUGACCUUGUGUAAUUUCAGCAGUUGUAUUCUUUCAUCGUCUUAAACAGCUGUUAAGACACCGUCUUGUCUGGCCCACACUCGAGCUGCUCGCUCGCCUUGAAUUGAUCAAAAUGAUGUUUCCGAAAAUAAAAUGUUGAGGUGUAGGUGGAGGUAUGAGUCUGUAUUUGUGGCCAGUUACACCUAUGACAAAAAAAAAAUCUCGCCCUCGGCUGCAAAAUUAGACGCGAAUGACUCGUGAAAAGAUGCUUGCAUUGCAAACUUUUUCAACUCAGGUCUUCAAAGAAAAGUCUGAGGUACUGACCUGACACUGAACUCAUCGAGAACGCAGCUAAAUGUCACAGAAACAACAGGAUGACAUGAUUAAAAACCAGGUCAUUUGUUCUCUUUUCACAGGCUGUAGUUAUAGCAGAGGUGUUGAUGAUAGAAAUGAGUCACACUGAGUGGAAAUAGUGAAGCUGUAAUGUGUGAAUGACACGCUGCAUUCACUGGAAACUGUAUGAGUUGGACAGUCGACGUGCGUGUAGGUGUACAGUGUUGAUUAAAAUCUUGUGGCUACACAAGACUGAUAUUUCAAAACAAUAUUUACAUUUCUUUUUAAAGAUUACUCGUUGAUAUUCUGCCUCUAAUGAAAGAAGAAACCAAGAUUAAACAUCAGAAAGUGUUCAAUUCAUUUAAAACCUUUAAAUAAAAUACUUAAUUUUAAUUUAAGGGCCUUAAAAAUAUAGGAACAAUACAGGACUGAAGACUCAAGCUUAUUAUUAUUAUUUAUUAUUCUGCAUCUUAAGAGCAAAAUAAGACAAUAAAAUACAAAAUAUUUACAAAAGAAAUAUUUUAUAAAAAUAAGAUAAUCCUACUAAAUUAUCUUAUCUUAUAGUAAUAAAUAAUAAUCUCAUAAUACAAUGGAUUUAAGGGGAUUUAUUAGUGCUUUAGAGUUUGGUCCUGAAAUCUGUUAAGAAAAAAUGCUUUAAAGCUCCUGUGAGGAGUUUUUUGACAUACAUGAAAUGAACUGAAAUUAAAUGCAAAUAAGACCAUCAGCGAUAAGUGUGACAUUUUCUGUUCUGUAAAGUUUAAAGGCUGACACUAUAACGUGAGGGGAUGCUAGCUUUAAAAACGACACUAUAUUUAGAUUUUCUGCAGACACGAAGAGGACAAAAUAGGUUUGUAGUCGACCCGGUUUAAUGACAGCGGAGUCAUUCGUGUCGGUUUUAAGGAAGUUCAGAAAUACAUCGCAGUCUAAAGUUAUUUCAAACGUUGGUGUGCGUCUCCUCAUGAGUCUCUCUGAUGUGUUUACAGAUCCGGAGUGGGCGUCUUACACGCUAGGUGUUUUUGUGUGUCACAGCUGCUCAGGACUCCAUAGAAACAUCGCUCAAAUCAGCAAGGUGAAAUCUGUCCUGCUGGAUCCCUGGAGUUCCUCUGAGGUGGAGGUAAAAAAACCAGAACCCUGUCAUGUUAUGCAAAGUGUAAGUUUAAUUGACUCAUGCUUCCUAAAAGGGAGAAAAAAGGGUCAAUGUGUUUGUUUUGUAGAAGAUUGGUUAUAGAUUCUAGUCUGAAAUUUGGCUUGAUUUGAUGUCUGCAGUCUGGGGCCUCACCCUGCUCCUCUGUGAUCACUGUCCGCCUGCAGCUCCCCCUCUGAAUCUCUGCCUGAAAGAAUAAGACAAGUCAUCCUUCUUCAUUCAGUAUCGGCUAAACGGCAUGAGCCAGCAGCUGGCAAAUACAACCACUUUCUUUGUGUGUGUCUGUGUGGGUCUCUUUGUGUGUAUUUGUGGCUCUCGGGACUAUCAGACUCUCAGACUUGCUGAAAAACAGAUCGAUUUCACAGCCUCAGCGCUUAAAAUGAACAUAAAUUAGGUAUUUCUUUUAUGUUCAAACUGUUAAAUGAGUGUGUUUCCAGUAUAAACACACACCCUGACUCAGUUGUGUGUCUCUCUGUCCUCUCUGCAGUUUGUGGGCUCUGAGGGUAACAAUGCUGCCAAGGCUAAAUAUGAACAGAUAGUUCCUGCCUUCUACUACCGACCCACACACAAGGAUUGCAUGUAAGUCACGUGACGCGCUCUGGUCUCUAGUGUUCACUUCCAAUAGUUUUCCUUUAUCAGACAUUACACCAACAUAUCAGCUGAUUCAUAACAAGAACAUUGUGAAAAUGUUACUGAUAUCAUCUUAAUAGUGUUACUAUUAUUUCACAGAUGGAUUUAGUCAAAGGGCAUUUUGUGGUUUCAGAGUAGCCGGGCUGACAGCAGACAGAUAAGUGUACCAAGUUCCUGCAGUUUGAACAGGAAAUGACAGUGAGAAGGCUUUUUUUUUUCUCACCUCUUCUGCGUUUAUAUAUAACAAAAAAAAUGCAACAACCAAACUCAGAGCUGUCAUAGUUUGAUGGUGUUUAUGAGAGAUUUUUUCACAACUAUAAAAGAAGAGGAAACGGAGAAAUCUUCUCAGGGCUCUGGGAUUGAGUACUGUCCAUCUGCAUUAAUGUGACAAACUCACAGUUUCACUCGCCAGUUUUUUUAUCUCUAUCAUAUCAGGAUUUCUUCUUUUACUUUUUUAUGUGUAAAUUUAAGAUUAUUCUGCAAGUAACUGACUUGUGCAACCAAAUUUUUUUCUCUAUUCAGAAAGGGAAGGACACAGAAAGGUACUUUGGCCUCAAUAGUGUGGUGUUAUCUUUUAAGGACUACACUUUUGAGGCAGCAUAAUAAUCGUCGGGCACUUCCUGCAUUAGUUUCCCCUACUGUCAAAACAUAAAUCACAAUCUUUUACUGGUGAUCAAAUAACAUAAUAAUCAAAAGGAGGUCAACGAUGGCGUCACUUAAACUGAAAAAAGAUAAAUCAACUUAAAGCUAUAUAUGACUUUACAGUAUAGUACUCAUGUGGUGUAGUAGUUGAACCUAAACUCUGUAAGAUCGCUGUUUUAUUCGCUGAGACAGAGUCAGCUGCAGAACCAGAGUGCACAGCUUAACACUGCAGUAGAUUUACCUAAUGAUGUCUGCAUCAGAGCGUUGGGUCUUCACAUGGACAUUAAUCUAACCUCUGUCCAUCCCCUCUGAGUCUGGUUCUGCUCAAGGUUUCUGCCUGUUGAAGGAAGUUUCUCCUUUCAACUUGGGGCUGAGCGAUAAAACGAAAAUUUACAGAUACCGAAAUUUACGACAAUAACCGAUGUCAUUUUGCCCGUAUUGAUAUAUUCAGUAUGUAGGUAGGCUAGGGUCCCAUGUCCCUUUAAGACGCUGACCUCAGACUCGUUGUAGGUUGUGUGGUUGCUGUGGUAACAUACCGUGUAGUUAUGAAAAGAUAAGGCUUACCUGCAGUCAGGUGGAGAGAGGGGAGCGGGGUAGGCGUAAUUUUUGUUGACCGCUUUGCAUCGCAUCAUAUAGUAUAGCAUCACUUUGGUUUGCCCUGUUUGUUCCUGUUGUGUAUCAAAAGGAGUCCUAUGACCACUAGCAGAUGUUUCAUUAAAAACACCGUAAAGUGCUUUCUAAGCCUCUUGCUCAUCUAUGGGGAAAGCGAUAGCGCGUCGGACAAAUACUGGACCCUAAACUUCCCCCUCAAGCGACAAGGUUGGUCUUUGGAUUCGCUACAGUCUCCACCCCAUCCAAGAGGGAAAGACAGAUGAGGUGGAGGAGAUGGAGGACGGUUCAAAAGUUGUAGCGGCUGAAGUAGGUGAAGUUAAUGUGGGAGGGGGUGAACUGCCUAAUAUAUCGUGAUAUUGAUUUUAGGCCAUAUCGCACAGCCCUAUUUCUACUGUAGUUUGCUAAAUGCUUCACAGUGUUUCACUCAUGUGGUAGAAGAUGGGAUGGGAGUGGGUCUAAUCUUACAAGAUGGGGCUCCAUCCUAUCCCUGUUUUUGUAAAUGCAGCAUAAACAAACGUGGAUUGGAUUAUCUCAGUACCUCAGGCGAUAAUUUUGAGGAGACGAACCAAAUAAUAUUAGAUUGCCUUUCCUUUUUGUAACUGUGAAAUAUGAACUGACGGUUUGACACGCACGUAAGCUAAUUAGGCAUUUCAACAAACUCAAUCAGGCAUGAAGCAAACAUCAAACCGAGUCAGAGCUGUGUGUGUCUAACACCAACUGUUGUUCAGGGUCCUGAGGGAGCAGUGGAUCCGAGCCAAGUACGAGAGGAAGGAGUUUACGAGCGCGGAGAAGCAGGAGCCCUACUCUGCAGGUAAAGACACCUCUCUGCACUUGGCUCAUGUAAACACAUUACACUUCUCGCUUACUCAGAAGAACGAGUAAUUGCCUGCGUCUCAGACAACGCUGCCUAUUCAGGCUGAAAUGGCUACAUGGCAGAGGAACAGCAUCUGCGUUUAUUGUUACUGACAUUCCUCAGCGAAACAGCUGACGAACUCCAAGACCAGGAGAGAAAGUCGUUAUUUCAUACACCUCUCUGCUGCCUAAGCGGAUACUUUAAUGGUUUAGGAUGUAGAAAAGGAGGUACAGCAUUCAGAUUACAGUUGGUUUUAAGAGGUCGAUUGAUCAGGUGACUCCCUUAAACGCCGCCAUGUUUGCUAUUUUCUCCAUUCAGGCGUUGAGUCUUGAGGAUAUGUAAGCAAAGGUUCACAUGAGCCACCAGACAGAGUUAAAGGGAUAUUCCGGCGUAAAAUUAAUUCAGGGUCAAACACACCAUAACACCGAGUUAGACACCCCCUCAAAAGAUGAAUGUGCUUCUCUAGUGAGAACAUCUCUAGUGCUUCUCUAGGGAGACCUCGGGCCAGUCCAUUAAGGACUACAGUGGGGUGCCGCAGCUCAAGGAAGAACAUUUAUGAUCGUUUCUUCAUGGAAAUGCAAUCAGAAAAUGCUAAAUGAUUAAUUAUUAAUGAUUAUUACUUCAAGGAAAUGAUGAAGAAAUUAUCAUAAAUGUUCUUCCUUGAGCUGCGAAACCCCGCAGCAGUCCGUAAUGGACUGGCCUGAGGUCUCGCUACAAACAAGCGGCUGCUGGAAGAGAGUAGGUGAGUUGUGUUUAGUCUCUUUGCUAAAGAAAUUAGGCAAAGUUAAAAAGAUGUUUGGUGGCUAGUGCUGUGGCUGUGACCCUAUAUGUACUGUUGAUGAAGUUAGGUGCUGUUCUGAGCAUUAUUUGUGGUGUUUCAGUUGAGGUUUGAUUAUGGCUCCUCAGACCGCUGUGUAUUGCUAUCAUGCGGUCGUUACUAAAGUUGGUAUAACUAGAGAAGCAAUUGGUCGGCAACAUUCAUCUCUCGAGGGGGUGUCUAACUCGGUGUUACGGUGUGUUUGACCUUAAAUUAAUUUUACGCCAGAAUAUCCCUUUAAACCUGCAGUUACCACAUGAACCAGAAACCCGGCUUUGCAGCACAGGCCACAGCUUCUUCUGCAGAUUGACCCAACAUCACAAACCAAACUUUGGUGACGUUUGGCAAGAUGAGAAUUUCCUUUUACAGGCAGAAAAUUUCAAGCAGACACCGUCCACUCAGACGUGACGGGCGGAGAAAGUGGGACAGAGGGAGGGGCUUAAAAACAGACACACGCUCAGGGCCAACACGUGUAGUUAAAUAUGUGUAACAUCAGCACUAUCUCUCAGAUUGGACGAGUAAACAUCUCCGUAGACACCUGCUGAGAAACUUUAAUCUGCUGCAGCCACGACUGCGUUACUCCACCCUGUCGGCCUCUGUGGUAUUUGUAGUAAUGUGAUGUCAUUACCACAGCCUCGGUGUCGAGUUCACACUCGGGUUUGACUCGAUGAGGCAAGAUGAGGAAACAGAAGCUGAUGUCUAAAAUCAACACAGUUCCCUUUAACCCGACCAGAGCACAGCUGAGUUCUCACUGACCAAGAAACUUCUCCAGAUUAGAGCCGUCCAGAAAAAUGUGAAAUUACAAGAUAAAGCGCUAUUAUCUGGUUCUCAUGACUGUGGAGCUCUUGCUCUGCGGGUCUCAGUCUCUCUCCGUCAAUGGCCUCUUGUGUUGGGCUGUGCAGAGGUUCAGGAGCAUGUGGCUGUGUGUCUGUGCCGCAGAGGAAGAAAGGCUGCUUUUGUUUCGCAAAUAUUUAACACAAAAAUCGUCUCUAGGAGGAGAAACAAGCUGUGGACCUAAAGAGAGACAAAUCCUCCGGUCCAAAAACAGCUUUGCUACCUAAGGUGUUGGAUAAAAGAGGGAGUAAGUCCUGCCUCUGCUGUGUUCGCUUCUUCGGGGCAUAAAAACCCGUCUGCUCGCAGCUGUGGAAUAAAACCUUGUGAUUCAUGAAUAAUUAAUGAAGCCAUUACCCUGCCAGGAGUUUACUGCCGUCUGUGACCCACGCCGUGAUGACUAUACCGCCGCACAAAGACGUACGGGAUCGAAGCGAAGUGAUAGAUGGGAUUAGGAGAGAGAGGAGUGAUUAUGGAGCUGCAAACGAACAAACAAACGAAUAAAUCAAAGUGUAGAUGAAGUUUUUCCUCUGGACUCUAAACUUCAUAUCGUAUGAAUUUACUUUACUGCAGAUGGAAAUGCUUUAAAUAAACAAGUUUCUGUGCAGAUAGUUUGAGUUAGUUUGAGGAAAGAAAACAUAAGGGAGCUUAAUUUUCAUUACAGGGUUUAAAAAAAAUACCAUCCAUCCAUUGUCUACCCAAUGGAUGGAUGGGCGAAGGCAGGGGACACCCUGGACAAGAGACGAACAACCAUCCACGCUCACAUUCACACCUACGGAUGAUUAGAAAGUGGCCAAUAAACCUAACCCCACUUCUGCAUGUUUUUGGGAUUUGGGAGGAAACCGGAGUUCCCGGAGUAAACCCACACACACACAGGGAGAACAUGCAAACUCCACACAGAAACACCUUGACCCGGAUUCGAACCCAGGACCUUCUUGCUGUGGCCACUGUGCUGCCCCCUAAAAAAUACCAAUAUUUCUAAAAAGGGAGCUUUUUGUCCCUCAAAGGCCACCAUUUAAGUGAGGGGAAGGUGAGCGAGGGAGCGUUUCAUUCUGUGAUCUGACUGCUAAAUAUCACUAAAUGUUUCUAUUCUUCCAAACUGUGGCUUUAAGUUAAAGGGUCAAAGGUUACUUUCUUUGUACCCCCAGGUAAAUUAUGUUGUUUUGAUAACAGUAGACGAACAAACAUUACAGUACAUACAUAUAAAGUGACAACAGUGCUUGGGGGUAAGAGUUUAAAAUGAAUCAAAUAAUCAAAUAAGACUAAAUAAAACCCCGUAAAGCCAAAUCACUAAGUCCAAGUAAGUUUUUGGACUUAAACUUGAAGUAUAAAAUCUAAAGGAGUUAGCUUCGUGGUGCCAAAACUCCUUAAAUAUGACAAACAAACAGUUCUUUACAGGGUUUGAUUUGUGCUGCUAACUUGGCAACACCCAAUGAAAAUCCCCCGGCGCUGUGAAGCAAUCUGCACGCUUACCUCAGAAUAAGAAGUCGUGGAUGACAGGCUGAAAAAAAAAACCCGACAUUACUAAUCCAGUUUUCUUCAGAAUGUUCCUUUUUAUUGCUGAUCAGUGAGUGUGUGUUUGUGUGUGUUUGUGUGUUUGUGUGCGUGGCUCUGAGGUAAAUUACGCCAUGACGGUGCACUUGUUCCUGCAGUGAUGCCUCUGUUAGUUUAUUUCAGGAAUGAGCGGACGUGCCGCUGUCAGGAACAGGCCGGGUGACAUCUUUGUGUGUGUGUUUGUGUGUGUGUGUGUGUGUGUGUGAGAGUGUUUGGGAGUGAGCGACUUCAUAUCAGCAAGGUUCAGGCUCGUGGAGGAAACCAGUCUGAAUUAUUUAUGUGUAGUAAAAGCAGAUGUGCUUCCUCCCAUCACUGCUGAAAAAAUAGUGACCACAGAGGAUGAAAGUGUGCGCUAACACCGAUGUGUCGGCUCUUUUUGACUCACGGGUUUUCAGUGACCUUGAUUUACGGUCCGAUGUUACAUGUUUUAAAACCCGUCAAACUCUUGGUGAUUGGGGUUGCAUUAAUUAUUAACAUGUUUGUUAAACUGGAUGAAAGCUCACAAGUGAACUCUCUGCUGCCCCCAACUGGCCAAAAAAAUAACUGCCUGUGGAGUGACUGUACAUGUUUUCUCUCUCUGUAUCUCUGCUCUUGUUUUACCCUCAUGGCUCUCCUCCUCUCAGGCUACAGAGAGGGUUUUCUGUGGAAACGAGGCCGAGACAACGGACAGUUCCUCAGCCGAAAGUUUAUUCUGUCCGAGCGUGAAUGUGUUCUGAAAUACUUCAACAAGCAUGACGUGAGUGUUUCAUCCCUCCCUUUAAAAUUUCUACAUCUUCUCUAGAUGGUAACAUAGUGUCACCUCACAUCUUCACUCACAAGCUACAGAGUUCAGGGACUUCUGAAUCGUCUUUUUUCUGUUUCCUUUUUGUGGAUUUUAAGGCUGCAUCCCUAAUUUGCUUUCCUUUGCAGGCUAGAGAGCCCAAAGCAAUAAUGAAGAUCAAUACUGUGAAUGCCACUUUCCAGCCAACCAAAAUUGGCGUUGCACAUGGGCUGCAGAUAACCUACUUAAAGGACAACAGCACAAGAAAUAUCUUUGUGUACCACGAGGAUGGAAAAGUGAGCUGUUUCUUUGAGUUUGUUUAAUUUUCUUUGUAAUAUCAAUAUCAAGCGACAAAAGCCGCUUGUAUUUUUCCACUUUACCCUUGAUUGUUUAUUCCUGCUCGCUCUUGCACUUCUACAACCACAGCAGGUGAAAUCAGAGUCACUGUCAAUCCUGAAUUUCCUGUCUUGCAGGAAAUAGUCGACUGGUUCAACGCGAUCAGAGCAGCCAGGUUUCACUACCUGCAGGUGGCUUUCCCUGGAGCUGCUCAGUCUGAAGUGAGUCCUUCUGCACAAUGACACAUGCCCACUGUUAAUGUAGCACUACAUGCAGUCAAGGAGGCGGACGUCAUAUCUAUACAUGUUCUGCAUACCUGAGUGUUAAAGUAGGCGCGUGCAUUCAUGAAAAAAGAACACCUAACCCCAAAAAAAUUCCAACAAAAGGUUUCUCAGCUGUUUUUUUUAUAGUAUUAGGUGCCCUUAAUGACAUACUAAAAGUUGACCAAAGUUUGACCGCUAGAAAAGUGUCUUUUUCACGAUGGCGUCCAUGACGGGCUGGAAGCCCGGGGAGACAUCCCAGGUGAACAGGGUAAUUUUUUUAACAAACAGAUACCACCAUGAAACUUUCCAAGUUUAUAACUUACAUUCAGACAAAUAUUUUUUGUAUUACAAGUUUUGUCAGAUGUUAUGUUUGAAUAUGUAAAUGAGGCAAUAUCUAAUUGAAUAUGCGCUAAUUUGCAUACAUUACCAGAGGGCAUAAGCAAACUAAGCGCCUGCGUAGGGCCCCGCGGCCAGUAGGGGGCCCCCAAGAGCAAUAAAAAAAAAAUAUAUAUAUAUUUUUUUGCAUGUAUGAGUGAUGCUUUCUGUAUGAUCAAAUAUAUAUUAUUGUAAAAAUAAAUUAAAGUAAAAACAUUUUAGUGCCGCUUCUGAUGUAGGCCUAUGAUUCUUACUUCUGUGCGCUGAGCAUCCUGAAUGUGUUACACUUUGAGAUUAAAAAACACAUGUGUCACCCUGAACAUCAUUCAUCAGUCAUUCAUUGGUAUUAUUUAUGUUAUUACCUAGGCCACCCCCUUAAAUGUGUAAAGACAUGUCAGGUGCAUUAAAUUUAUACUGUAGUAGGUGUGUGAACAAUCAACAAUCAAUAUUAUUGGCAGAAAUAGAGGGCCACAAAAUUCAAUUUUGCUUAGGGCCCCAUUGAGGCUUUGGCCGCCUCUGCCUAAUACUAUAAAAAAACAGCUGAGAGACCUUUUGUUAGUAUUUCUCUGGGGUCAGGUCAUAUUUGCAUCUGACUGAAGGUAGGAAUGGACAGGCAAUGGAAGAAGUAUUGUUGCACGACUGAAGUCUUUCUUCAGCUGCUGUCAGUCCUCUUUAUGCAAACCUGAAACAAGUUUUAUUAGUGACUGUAUUUGCUGUUUUUUAAGCUGUUGCCAAAGCUGACGAGGAACUACAUAAAGGAGGGCUACAUGGAGAAGACCGGCCCGAAAGUAAGACAUAUUUCCAUUUUGUACAUUUUUGCGACCUUGUUUUGUGGCAAGAAUCCUCGUAGAAAUAUGAGUAAUAAGAUACAGAUUCAUGUGAAGGCUCUGAUGGGAUCUUGUAAGGGGUUGACGCAGGAUUAUCUGUCCAUUUGAGCCUCUUGUUUGUCUUCCUUUUUCUCCUGCAGCACACGGAGGGUUUUAAGAGGAGGUGGUUCACGAUGGAUGACAGGAGGCUCAUGUACUUCAAAGACCCACAGGUAAAUCACCUGUAGUUGGCAGUAAAUUCAAGCUGGGGUUUGUGAUGUAUGUUUGGUGAAAUUGCACUCGUCCAUCUCUGCGUCUAGGAUGCUUACGCACGAGGUGAGGUGUUCAUCGGCUGCAAGGACAACAAAUACACCGUGCUCAGCGGCCUCCCGGCGAACACUCAGGGCUACCAUUGGCAGUUCGGCAUCACCAUAGUGACCCCAGACAGGAAGUUUCUAUUUGCGUGCGAGACCGAGGAGGAUCAGAAAGACUGGAUCGCUGCAUUUCAGAGCGUUAUCAACAGACCCAUGCUGCCUCAGGAGUAUGCAGGUGAAUCUAACACCGAGUCGAGCUCUUAUAUCGUCAAAGAAAAGCCUCAAAUAAGUCUGUUUUUUUCUCCUCCAUUUUCCCUGCAGUGGAGGCCUAUUUUAAGCACAAACCAUGACUGUGUGUAGUGCUUGAAGGACUGUUGGUGCAGCGUGAAGAGCAGAGGAUGGAGCGAGAGGAAGAGAAGGACGUGAGAGAUGUAACAUGAGGGUCGCAGAGGAAAGGAUCUGAAGGUGAACUCACACUGUUUUUUUUCGUUUUUUACCACAGUAUUCGUUCUCGAAGUGACUCCUGCAUCACAAACCUUUUUUUAUUUUAAAGGAGUCUGAAUCGCUCCUCAGCCUAACUCAUCUGUCAUGUGACUUACAUACUUGAAAGAGGUCGGUCAUCCUCACCCGAACGCGCAGAGGUGAAGACGAGUGUCGCGUUUGUGGGAAUCAAAACUGUUGCUGCUGAGAUGUCGAAAGACGUGUUUGUUUUAGUGAUGCAGUAUUGAUAAUAACAUGAACAUACUUAUAUGCGUCAGAUGUUAAACACACCUGAAUUAACUGUGUAUUCAAACUAAAUACAAACUAUGCUCUUCUUGUUAGUAAUGUGUGAAGUAAAACUCUGACAGGAGGAUCGCUUCAGUUAAACUCUGUUGAAACUCACCGAUGUUCAAGUACAAUAUUUAAUGUAUUUAUUUUUUUAACUGUGAUUUUUUGCUACAUGCAGCUUGUAAUAAUUUGGUGCCAAUCACCGCUGCUACAAAAAAGCUAUUUUUGUACUUUUUUUACUCACGUUUACAAAUUUACUUGCAGUCUUUUUGUCUCUGUCGAAAUGUGUAAAAAGUGCAAAUCAUGGUUCUUUCAUGUGGUGUAACUGUUUGUCCACUAGGGGGAGACAAAGGAAAGUGAAUUCAAACAGGAGGAUGUAAAGUCUGUGCAUAGAGGGAACCCAGGGUACAGACACCAUUGUGUUAGCUCUUCUCGUUGCAUGAGUAUAAAAGAUAAUUAUCUUUAAGGUGUUAUUACGCGGGGUUCCUUCUCACAUUAGUGUUACGAGUGAUCAGUGUGUGCGAGAACCAAAAGGAAAAAGCAUAAAUGUGUUUGUCGGAGCUGUAAGAGCUGGAGUGAAUUUCCAUUUGAGCAUGCAUCUGCCUUACUAACAUCGUAUAGUUCGACCUUUAAAGUCCACCGCACUGUUUUGUCACUGCAGACGUACUGGAGGGUGAAGUUUACCUGAAAAUAAAAAACAUGGGUUCAAGUCACAUUAACUUCUGUUUUUAUUGUCGUUAAUAACUUUUUCGUUACAAGAGAGAAAGUUACACAUUGAAAAAUAGUGAAACCAAAAAGUCACGUUACCCCUCUCAACAUCAAGUUUGGAAAAUACUGUGAGGACUGUACAGAGACUCAGUUUCUGUGGUUAAGAUGAUCUAUCAAAGCAACGGUCGUAUAAAAAGAGGCGUAUGCUUCUAUCAUGGAGACGACUUUAAGAAACAUACUGGUCGACGCUUUAAGAAAGAUGGCACUAAAUACCCCAGUUACAUACUCAUGAAUGGCACUACAGCAAGCAGCGGACUAAUAUUUGCACUUUUAACUUCAUAUGAGACAUUAAAAAGAAGAAGUUCUAAUACUUCAGGUAACACUGUCAAUAUAAUAUAAAUAUCUAUCGCCCCCAACCCGCUCGACUUUACCAUUAAAGUGCCACCAAUCUUUUCCUUUACGGGAAAAAAAAAGUAUUUACAGCAUGUUUGUCGAUUCAUAACAUACAGUGUUAGUCCAUUUUAAAGGGAUAGUUUGUUUUUUUUCUUUUUUUUGAGGGUUUCUGGAGAUACUCGGCGUCUGUGUUACAGCAGACGCAGAAACUGAGCAGUCAACCGCCGCAGACGGGGUCAGCUCUGCCAUGUAGAUGAGCUCGUUUGGAGACGGUUCAGAUAUCAAUGAAGCUGUAAGUUUCGACUCUUAAUUAGAAGUUUUCGGUGCAUAACUUUGCCAUCAGAAAGCCAAUUUUGUUUGUGCAAUAUUUGUGUGCAGCACGCCGAUUAGCCGCCCUCCUCUUAGUAUCUCCGUCUGUUUACAUUCUCUCGUUGUUUUGUUCCACUUAAACCACUUCGAUGGGCUUUACACUGCACAAUUAUAUUUAAUUGACCUGAAUUAAGGGCUUUGACAGAGACGAAUUACCUUGUGGUGCAGGUGCAUCAGGUGUGAGUGUACGCCCACAAAGUCUGCAUCACUCACCAUCAGUGAUGUUUUAAGACAACAUGAAAGCUGCAGUUUAACUUAUCAGUGCUCCACAGGUGCAAAAGUGACUAAGUGGUGUCCUGAUGGCAAGAUAAGGUGCAGAGAAAUCUCUAAAUAAAGGAUACUUACACCCAAACUGGUGUCGGGGUCGAUUUUAGCAACAAUUCAGGAGAGUUUGACCCCGUCUGUGGUGGAUGACGGCCUUCUCUGUCUGCUUCCUCAACAAAGAGGCCUGCAUCAAACUUCAUACGACCCCACAUCAAAAAAAAAAAAAAGCACAAACUGUCCCUUUAAUAACAAUUUCAAAGACAAUGGAAAGAAAAUAUACAUAUUAUCAAAUAGAGAAGUUGCAUUAGAGCGCUCCAAGAUUCAAUAUUGAUCCUCUUCCAUUGGAAAAAUGCCCAAAAUGUUUUCGGUACCAUGACUCAUGCAAUACCAUCUGUUUAAAAGUUUCUCCUAAACUACCACAAACGUCUUUGUCUCGCAUCUAGCAUGAAUUGAAACCUAUCAAAAGAAUAAUUACUGUGGCUAAUUAUGAUUUUUUCUGUACUUCAUAUCAACAUAAAUAACAAAAUAGCGACAUCUAUACACUUUUAUGUUGAAGAAGUUAUACGUAGUCCCGAAUAUCCACAGCUGAGUCAUGGUAAUGCUUAGAUUAAGUUUAUGCUGGUGAGCUAAAUUGGCUCCAGAUAGCCUCGUCGAAUCACUGACAUGAACACUGAACCAUAGACAGGAGACACAUCACUGAACAUCUAUUAUAGGUACAUUCAUCCAAACACUUAGCAAUAAGGAAACAGUCGCUCCUUUAUGAUGUUUCUUUCAAAAUAAGAUGGAAAAUCGGAUGUGAUUAAAUCCCGUCACGGUGAAGCGACACCACCAGGUUGUGCAAAAAGCUGUUUGUUUGGUGUCCAGAUUCAGCGGAGGAGUUAUUGUCAUGCAGCUACAGUUAUGGAAGAAAACAUCCAUCAGUAUGUUAAUGACUGAGGUGAACAGCACUUAAACUUUGUCUGCUGCAAACCAUAACCCGAGGCUACAUUCACAGCUGCAGACCGCAAAAAAGGAGUUUGGCAGAAAAGAGGAGCGCAGGACGACGGAGGGGGUCGAGGAAACAAAAACUGAGAGUGGCUGAACGGAAAACAAAAUAAUUUUUUACCUCGCUGGAGCUGACUCCUCAUCUCUUGGACCAGAUAUGAACAUGAGUGAUCCACACACACAAAAAUACACACUCGCACAAACACACACAUGAACGUCCGCAGGGUGACCCGGGCAGGCUUUAAGUCCUGCAGCAGCCGGCUCCCUUCAUCUCUUUAUUCACGUACUCCUGCAGCGCAAACUUCUCGCUGGGAUCCUUCGUGGAUCGGUGCUUCAGCUCCCUGAGACAGACGAGGAGGAUGAGACGGGGGGAUUAAAAGUAAGCCACACAUGGAUGAACGCUAGAAAUGAAAAGCCAUGUCUUAACUUGUCUAAAAUCUAAAUUAGGAAACUUCUAUAAUGAGCAAAAGUUUCAAUAAAAAGCGUCACUAAAAUAUAACCCUGAACUUCUCAGUCUAAAACUUAAGGGGAUAUUCAAAAACACUGUAACACCGAGUUAGACACCCCCUCGAAAAAUGAAUGUUGCCGACCGCUUGCUUCUCUAGUUAUACCAACUUUAGGAACGACGGCACGAUAGCAAUACACAGCGGUCUAAGGAUCCAUAUACAAACCUCAACCAAAACGCCACUCUAUAGCCACAAAUAAUGCUCAGAACAGCACCUAACUUCAUCAACAGGACAUUUAGGGUCCCAGCCAUAGUACUAGCCACCAAACAUCUUUUUAACUUUGACUAAUUUCUUUAGCAAAGAGACUAAACACAACUCACCUACUCUCUUCCAGCAGCUGCUUGUUUGUAGCGAGACCUCAGACCAGUCCAUUACGUACUACAGCGGGGUGACGCAGCUCAAGGAAGAACAUUCAUGAUGGCUCCUCUCUCGAGGGGGUGUCUAACUCGGUGUUACUGUGUGUUUGACUUUAAAUUUUUUUUUACAUCGGAAUAUCCCUUUAAAUAUGAGCUACACUUUGAGGAAUCUGCUGCACUUAAGAGACUUCCAUACCAAAAAACAAACCCUCAGAGUGUUGACGGAUGGUGUUACUCACUUUGCCACGGCGGUGAAAGCCAGCUCCACGUUCAGACCUGACCUGGCGCUGGUCUCCAUGAAGGGAACUCCAAACUCCUGCAGGAUUUAAGCAAAAAGAAACACAUCCGACCUGAGACCUCACCCCUUAAACACCCAGGGCACAGUUUCACAAAGAUAUCUCAGACCUGUCUGAUGUGAGUCUUUAAGCUUUCACAUUUAGUCACCUCUUAUUCAGACUGAUUUCACUGCUUGCACCACAUUAGAAAUGAUAGUAAACAGCACAUCCACAACAGCGACAGCUCUGGAAGUUGUUUCGAUUUGCUCAGGGGGACAACCUUGUGUCUGCACGGCAUGCAGAUCUCUUGGAGCAUCAGCUUGGAUUUAUAUAUAAACAUAAUUUUCUGUCAUGACAGCAAGUUUUUUUUUCUAAAUCAUUAUAUUUUUCCUUGGAAAUGUGACUUUAAAAUCCAUCCUGGGGGCAGACGUUUCUGCUGGAGUGAACAGUUUGGGAGUUUGAAGCAGAUGCAGUGUCAGCUGUUUUUGUUAUUUGGAAGAAAACUCCAAACCUCCACAGAAACCAUCAGCAGUGAGCUCCAAUUUGUGCAAAGGAUGAGCUGAGAGACCUCUCUGAAGCUCGACGAUUAAUUAGCUGAGUGUUCAUGUAGAUUCAGUCUUAUUCUUUACAUUAAAAUAGCUUUAAUUUCAGUCAUUUUGACUGUUUAUAGUUUCACUUUAGUAGACAAAAAGUCAAAACAUUUAAUUUUAAUCAAAAAUGUGAUUACGCUUUAGUUAUUAAAGUUUCAGUAAGUAUUUAAGUCUGACAUGUCUCACUCUCUCAUCACUUUAACUUGUCUAAUCCAGGUCCUUACCUGUGUUGGAUGAUUUAGUUUAGACUCUCCCACAAUGCAUUGCUGCCCUGUUCUUGCUGAUCUACCGAGGUAAUACAUCGACUCUGACUUCAGAUACAGCAGAGCUCCGUAAGUUAGACCUUUGCUUGAAUCUCAGCUGUUAUUUGGCGACCCCAAAGUUUCUCUUCAUCCGUUCUUUUCUCAAACUUUAGAAGUCAGACUUUUAAAGUUUGAUAUUUAGAGAGUUAAGAACGAAGUCUGAUGUUUGAAUCAAGUACACCUCUGUUAGCGCACGCUCAGACUGAAGUUGGAGCUCAGCUGUUAUACAGCUAGCAAAAGUUAGUGGGUUUUUAGAGUUUAACAUUACAGAUUUCACAGUUUACAAUCAAUUUGGACAUUUUGAAUUGAGUAUUUUUUUUCAAUUUUAUAUCUAAAAAGAUUGGUAAUAUCAACAAAUCUUCAAAAAUUUAGUUCAAAAAGUUAUUUGUUUGUAAAAUGAUGUUAAUGUUUUUAAUUUAAUGCAUCUGGAGGCAGAGAGUUUUGAACUUGUUGCAGAUAAAUGACCGAACUAGCCCUGCUCUCUUUUAGCUAACUCUAGCUCUACGCAAGUGUGGAAAGUAUGGAAAUAAAUUGGAUCAAUUUCCAGGUCUUAAUAAGUAUGGAAAAUCUAAAAUAAAGUAUAAAAAAUAUUUAUAUUUCCAGACUACUUCCACAGUUCUGAAAUACUUUUUUCUAAUAAAGAAAAGUAGCUAUUCCCAAAAAUAAUUCUAAAACGUAAGGUAUGGAAAAAAUGGAAAUUCCAACCGUGUAGGAACCCUGCAGGAGUGCACUGCUUGUACUUUGAGUGACAGGUUAACUUGGAGCAGCAUGAGAGUUUUUAUUAUCAGUGACACAGUUUUAACUUAUCAUCUCAUUACCGUGUGAAAAAAGGUCGUCGAUGAACAUUUGUAUUUAAUUUUUCACUGAAUAAUUCUGUCUUUGUAAAAGUCGCCCUGUGAGACUAAAAGUGAUGUUCGUUGUUAAACGGUAUAGAAAUUCAGAGAACCCCUCACGGCUCAAUGGUUAACUC